AUUAAUUUGACAUUUGGUCGAUCGCGCCGCGUUAGCUCCAUGUUAUUAUUGUUUUGUAAUUUCGCCGUUUAGAGUUUUGCAUUUAAACAAAUAACAUGCUACACCUGGUUUACAAUUUCAAGCUGUUUUUACAAUUGGUGCUUCUCCAUUGAGUUGCAGUUCUAUUGUUUACUUACAAAGCAUAACAGCAGCAAAGUUUUGUUUUUAAUUUAGUAAAAUAGUGUAAAGUUUAAUAAAUUCAAUAUUUUUACAACGAUGGAUAGUUGCGAGCCGCAGAAUAAAACCAUCGGUUUAUGGAUGUCUGACAAAAAAAGUCAGAAACUUAACUGGAAGGAAUUUAUAAAGGCGUGUGCUUCUCAUGGAUACAAUUUAGUUAGAUUGGAUUUGGAUAAAUCUUUAGAAGAACAGGGACCAAUCAAUGUGUUCCUCCACAAAUUAACUGAUGUCAUUGCUGCUGCUGAUUAUGGGGACCCCAAGGCAUCAAUAACCAUUAGUCGAGUGGAACAGUACCUGUCUAAUCAUCCAAAUAUAACAGUAAUCGAUCCAUUGGACAAUGUGAGGAUAUUACUUAAUAGAUACUGCUACUACACAAUACUACAAGAUGAGCCGUCGCUUCGUAAGCAGGGAAUAUUCACUCCGUCAUUUGCGGAGUUCACAACAGCUAACAUAGAAAUGAAUAUUGAAAUAAUGAGGCAGAGAGGAGUUAAGUUCCCGGUCAUCUGCAAGCCGACCAUCGCCCAUGGAUCCAAGUCAGCCCACGAUAUGAUAGUGAUAUUCAAUGAGAAAGGGUUGCAUGUAUGCAAGCCUCCUUGUGUUGUACAAAACUUUGUCAACCAUAAUGCAGUGUUGCAUAAAGUUUUCCUAAUAGGAGAUAGGUACCACAUUUGCGAGCGACCUAGUCUGAAGAACUUCUACGCAUCGGAAGAUCUAGAACCAAUAUAUUACAGUACGGGCGAGGUUUGUAAAGCAGAUAGUCAGUCCACACUUUCAAUCUUAGACCCUCACGAUAAGGCCGAUAUUACAAUGACUCUAAAUGAGGACAAGAUUAAAACUAUAAUUAGGAUAUUAAGAAAGAGGAUAGGUUUACUCUUAGCUGGUUUCGAUGUAGUUAUUGACAAUGUGACUGGCGGGCACGCGGUCAUUGACAUCAACGUGUACCCAAGCUACGAUAACUUUCCAAACUUUUUUGAACAUCUACUAGAUUCUAUAGAAGAGGCUGAAAGCAGAAAAGCUAAUAAAGUAUACUCGAAUGGAGAUUGCAAUGGAGUUUACGAAGAAGAAUAUUUAGGACAUAAGGUAAACGGUUUAAUUAAUGUUGGAAUGGAUCCAAUUAAAUUCGGUGUAACCGGUAUGAAUAUUAAUUGAUGUAAUUAUCGUCAUUGUGUUGAACACUAAUGUAUUUAUCGAUAUUGUUAUUGGAUUUAAAUGACUGCUUCUGUGAGUGAGUGAGUGAGGUUGUAAGAAGACACGUUAUUAUUAUUCUUAUCCUUGCCUUUGAUUAUGCUGCAGCGAAAUGUUUUAUUUUAAGAUUUAUCCUUUCUGGGAAUUA
Molecule: messenger RNA, 1549 nt
Organism: Spodoptera exigua (beet armyworm)
Lineage: Eukaryota; Metazoa; Arthropoda; Insecta; Lepidoptera; Noctuidae
Source: the annotation of a GenBank genome assembly